Molecule: messenger RNA, 1363 nt
Organism: Odontomachus brunneus
Lineage: Eukaryota; Metazoa; Arthropoda; Insecta; Hymenoptera; Formicidae
Exons: 2
Coding region: 92-811 (239 amino acids)
Source: RefSeq, a predicted model, not a curated record
CAGUAAAACAUUUAAAGGUAUUUUAGACUCGAAUCCAUAUGAAAAUUUGGACGUCAAGAAAAAAGAAUGUAUCGACCACGUUCAAAAGAGGAUGGGAACGCGACUUCGGAAUUUGAAAAAAAAUGUACGAGGUCUUGGUGGCAAAGGCAAACUAACCGGAAAAUUAAUUGAUGAUCUAUCAUUAUAUUUUGGUCUGGCAAUACGUCGAAAUCAUAAUUCAAUUGUUAAUAUGAAGAAAGAAAUAUGGGCCACGCUUUAUCACAAGAUUUCCACGGACGACAACCCGCAGCACGAUAGAUGUCCAGAUGGCGAAAAUUCCUGGUGCUCGUGGAAAAAGGCUAAAUCUCGCAACGAACUCGUCAAUUAUCAACACAAAUCAGCAAUGAAAGACGAAGUUUUCAAUGCUGUUAAAUUCAUUUAUGAAGAACUCAGCCAGGAUAACACCAGGUGUUUGGGUGGGUUUACGCAGAACAGCAACGAGUGUUUCAAUUCUGUUCUGUGGGCGCUCGCUCCUAAAACCAUGUCCAGUGGCAAAAAAAUCAUCGACAUUGCUGCUGAUAUUGCAGUAUGUAAUUUUAAUGAUGGAUUACAGAGCAUUAUGGACAUUAUGCAAACUUUGAACCUACCUAUAAGUCAAAGUUGCUACGAUUUUUGUAUAAAAGCCGAUAAUUAUCGUAUUCAGAGAGCGGAGGUUUCGAUUACUGAAGCUGCUCGAGAGGCUAGAAGAAGUGGUGUUUCUGCUCACAAGCUUGCUAAUGAAGAAGAAAUAGAUGCUGAAGGUAUCCUGUAUGGCGCAGGUAUUGCAGAUUGACGAUUUUUGUUCUAGGAGCCACGUAGAAGAAGGAAUUUGACACGCAGACUGACGGUGUUCCUCAAAAGCCGUAUACUUUGGCCCCACCUACAAGAGGCUAUUUUUUACUUUUUCGACAUUAAAAAAUUUUUUAUUGCAGCUUAAGAUUGUCUUAAUGAAUGGCUAAAACCGAUUUUCUUUCUGCGCAUUUUUUGUAUGAAAAAAAAAAUCAUGAAAAACGCCUCCAAAAUUGCAAUCAAAGGUGGUAUCCUGCCUUAAUGAAGAAUAAGUUUUUUUCUAUGGUAGAAAAUCUAGUAGACUUAUCAAAAAUACAAAAUUUUGUUUUGGGAGCUGAUAUCUGUAAGUCUAAAUCGUAGAGAUUUUUCCCUAUUAGUUGUAAAUUGUAGUUUAAUUUGGUUGUAAUACAAUUAAUAGAUUUGUGUUUGAAAAAGAUUACCAAAUCAUCUGCAUAAGCUAGAAUUCUAAUGCUUUUUUCUAAACCUAAUGCUACUCCUGAAGUAUAUAUAUGAUAGAGUAUGGGGCUUAAAACCGACCCCUGAGGAAGACCAAUCG